GAUCGCAAUCUGCCGAAGGUCCGCGCACCAACGCAUUGCAGCACAACACCAGGGCCAGCGGAGCGACCUCAAGACUACCCACAAUUGCAAAAUGCGUGACAUCCUCAAGACCGAAGAGCUUGACAUUCCUGAAGGCGUGACUGUCGAGAUCAAGUCUCGUGUUAUCAAGGUCACAGGUCCCCGUGGAACACUCACGAAAAACGUUCGCCAUGUUGACAUGGAUAUCCGGGCAGUCAAGGCUGGGAAGGACAAGAUUAAAGUUACCCUGGCUGUCUGGAAAGGUGGCCGAAAGCAUAUUGCAUGCUUGCGCACCAUCAGAAGUCUUAUUAACAACAUGGUCAUUGGGGUGACGAAGGGUUUCCAAUACAAAAUGCGUGCCGUGUACGCGCACUUCCCCGUCAACUGUAUUAUCCAAGAACAAGGACAGUCAUUGGAGAUCCGUAAUUUCCUCGGGGAGAAGACUGUUCGCCAUGUCAAGAUGUUGGAUGGUGUUACGAUAUCAGAGUCCAAGGCUCAGAAAGACGAACUCAUCCUCGAAGGCAACGAUAUCGAAAACGUCUCACAAUCAGCUGCCUCUAUCCAGGGUUCCUGCAGAGUACGGAACAAGGAUAUCCGUAAAUUCUUGGAUGGUAUCUACGUGUCCGAACGGAGGACCAUCAUCCAAGAUUAGAUGUGAAUGCCAUGCUUUGCCACAUGAAAAUUCAUACUAUUGUCUUGAUCUUCACCAUGUACAUGAUCAUGCAUUUCAUGCCUUCCCGUGCU
Molecule: messenger RNA, 762 nt
Organism: Pisolithus orientalis
Lineage: Eukaryota; Fungi; Basidiomycota; Agaricomycetes; Boletales; Pisolithaceae
Product: ribosomal protein L6, alpha-beta domain-containing protein
Exons: 5
Coding region: 92-670 (192 amino acids)
Biological process (GO): cytoplasmic translation
Cellular component (GO): cytosolic large ribosomal subunit; ribosome
Molecular function (GO): rRNA binding; structural constituent of ribosome
Source: RefSeq, a predicted model, not a curated record